GCGGACCCUUUUCCCGUUGUCGCUGGUGGGCGUCUGGUACGUUGGGUGUAGUCGGCAUUCUCCUGGCACUUCUUCCCAAUCGGAUGCCCGUGAACUCCUGAUUUGACUGCCUGAUCAAGUCGUUACCGACACUUGAGUUCCUCUGUCCAGAUUUUCUUGACUCCCCCGACCUCUGUCCCGGCAACCUCUGUCCCAGCAACCUCAUCCCAGGUGCAGCCUUUCCCCCAGCUCUUCCCCUGGGCAGAGACAGCCCCCUUGUUUCACCGUGGGAACUUCUAACAACAAGGGAAGUGUCCUUAGUUGUGAAUAGAAUAGUCUUUAAUAAUUUUAAGCAAAUUCUCUCUCCCCCCUUUUUUUAAAUGCUAGAGCUUGAAGUACUGUAUGUUUCUAAGGUGAGUCAGGUAAAGGAAGAAGGAAGGGAGUGAGGCUUUUGUGCUGAGCAGGAAAUAGGACGUGGUUCUCCAGGAAAAGCGACACUGAGGCCCCUGUGGGGCGUGGUGCAGCUGUCUGCAGCAGGACGUGAGACUCGUUUUUCCUGGGUUCUGGAGCCUUCUUGAAUUCCGAGUUAGAGUGGAUUUUUAAGUUGGUUUAUUUAGGACUGUUGACACAGACGCACAGUUGCUGACGUGUAUGCUUCGGUGAAUCAUUCCUCGGGUGGAAGGUGUGACUUGUCUGAUGAUGAGAAUUGGAAGGUCUAAGUAUGUCCUUUUUAUCCAUUCCUGAAACCCCUCAGGGUCAGCUGAAUCCCAGUGUUUCUUAUAGUAGCGGUCAAGCGGAUGUCCAGGUUCUUUCUUCUUUUCCUCCCUUAGGGGAUGUGUCCUGUGGGAGCAGCCUCUCCUUGGCUCUGUAGUCUUUACUGAACCCCGAAGUUACCUCCCGUGUAUUCGUGUUCCAAGAGCAUUAACAUCGGUUUGGCAAUCUUUCUAACACCACUUCAGUGCAUCCAGUUUUGUCGUAAUGAUUUAGGGUUACCAAACAUUUUUCCCUCAGACCUGUGCUACACGUUGUACACAUCAGCAUGUUAACUGUCCAAGUGCAUUACCAAGCACACUACAAAAUGAUAAUGUAAUAUAUAUCAUUUGACUCUUCUUAUCUAAAGCUAUUCGAUAUUCCCAUUUUCUUACUCACAAUUACAUAAGCCAAGUGAAAACUGAAACUCGGUUUGGUGGUUUCAGAGAAGGGAAUCCUUUCCGGUGGUUUCCCACUGCGAUGUCAGAGGUCUGUGGCUUUGUUUAUGUCUGCUCAAGUCCCGAUAAGGGGAGGCACCUUUCUUCAAGGGGCCAGGAGUCGCAUUUCCUGCCUUUGGGUUGACGUGACCCCCGGUGACAGAGCCGACUGGGCCCUUUGCUGCUGGAGGCCUCUCUCCGGGCCGCUGUCAGCGGUGGCUCGGCUUCCAUCUCCAUGUAUGGCCUCGGGAGGGCGGAAGGGACACAGCUGGGCCUCUCCAUUUACGGUCCCCGGAGGAGUCGAAAAGAGUGGUUGGGGUGUUCUUGGAGGCAGCAAGUAGACAUGGUGAGAUAAAAAUAAAUGGGCAGAUGUUUGCAAUUCCAAUUCCAGUCUCUGCCGGGAGGGCAGAGGGUGCCGGGAUGGGGGGUGUGCAGCGAGCCUGCUGAGCUCCACUCCAGGCCUCUGCCUCCCUCCAUCGAAGGCUGCCCACGACACAUUCCCCAAGUUCAUUUGUUCUAGAAAGUCUUGUGUUGCGUACUUGUGACUCUCCUUUACAAAGACAAGGAAGGAGCCCCUUUCAAGAGUGUACUUUCAGAAACCCCAGUUCCUCAAGGCGUCCCUGGAGGCACCAGAAGAGAGCUGGAGAGGGAGAAUGGCGAGGGCGCUUCUGCAGGGGGAGGCCGGCUGAGCCCGGGUUCAGGGGACACCAGUCACUGCUCUGUUGUUAUCGGAGAACACUGUCAUCGCCUGUGUCCCGCUCUUAUUGUUCCCUUUGCCCAUGUAGAUUUCUGGCAUCGAGGGAAGUGUUGUAUAGUGUCUUGUCGUUUGUCAGCUGUGAUGUAAAGAUGCUGAAAUUUCACGGAGGUUCUGUAAAGGACUCUUGAGUCAGUGCGGGGAGAGCAGGUGACAUUCUGGCUUACAUCAUAGAAAGUAAUCCUGUGUCUAGGAGGAAUGUCGGGUCUGGCUAGGCGUCUGCGGGAAGCCAGAGGUGAAGUGGUCUUGUGCAGGUGUGGCAGGGAGUGUUGGCAGCCCCCAGAGGAAAAGGGCCUUCUUGUCCGGGGAAGUUCUCAGAGUGAAACCCAGGGAAGCAGAAGGGACAACGGGAGGCACAGGUGGGACAAGGAGGGACUGCAACUGAACUACUUUUGUAAGCAGGAAAUAAGUCCUUGAUUUGUCUUUUGCAGAAUCAUGUAAGAUAGUGUAAGAUGAAUUAUUAAAGCAAGGACACUGGGCCAAUAAUAAGAAACAUGGCUUAGAAGACCACGAAGACAAUCGAAGGCUGUGUGUGGACUUGCAUAAUGAUAUUCAUUGGCUGUGCACUACAAGGUAGAAAAACAAGUAAAAUAACACCCCCCACACCUGACUUUCGUCCCCCAGAAGGAAUGAUCAGCCUCGUUUGUUGGUUUGUUUAGCCGGCAGCGUUAUUUAUUUAUUUAUUUUUUAGAUGUAGGCAUUGGUGUAUUGUUUCUCACUGAUCCCUGAGACUCGGAGUCUGCAGCAUCAUUUACUUGACUUCUUUGAAAUUUUAGCAGCUUCCCAAAGGCAGAGGGAGUUAGUAAGGAGUAUGGACUGUGUGAGAAAUGUGUUUUACUGGUGGUUUUGUGCAGGCGUUUGUUGUCACCCUGUAUUCUUUCUCAAUGAAGAGUAAGGAAGGGCUUCCUCUUUGCUUUGGGAAAUUCUUCUUUCUGUCCUCCCUCCCUCACUUUCCCCCGAACUCCGGCACAGUAGCAGCUCUCUCUCUUCUGUGGCAGGCGUGCAUCCUAUUGGCUGGCUGGAGCUGGAGUCAGAUGGCAGCACUAUGGAGGAGUAUUCACAGGAGGACUGGGGAAACCACAGUCAGGAUCUCCAUGGCUACCCAACAGAGCAGGAAUUGGAUGAAAUACCUGUCACAAAGAGAACGUUAAAAAUAAAACAAGAGUCUUCUGAAGAAGCACAGAAGAGAGACAUCAUGCAGAAUAUUGUCCAGAUUUUGGAAUCAGUGCAGUUGAAAUGGGAACUGUUUCAGAGCUGGACAGACUUCUCAAGGCUUCAUCUUUCUAACAAACUGGCCAUUUUUGGGAUUGGUUACAACACCCGUUGGAAAGAGGAUAUCCGCUACCAUUACGCCGAGAUCAGCUCCCAGGUGCCACUCGGCAAACGGCUCCGCGAGUACUUCAACUCCGAGAAGCCCGAGGGGCGGAUCAUUAUGACCCGAGUGCAGAAGAUGAACUGGAAAAACGUUUACUACAAGUUUUUAGAGAUCACAAUUAGUGAAGCGAGGUGUCUGGAGCUGCACAUGGAAAUUGACUGGAUACCCAUUGCCCACUCCAAACCAACCGGUGGGAACGUUGUUCAGUAUUUAUUACCGGGAGGCAUUCCCAAAAGCCCGGGCCUCUAUGCCAUUGGCUAUGAAGAAUGUAUGGAAAGGCCCUCCUCACCCCACAUGGAGCAGAGUUCCCUGGACCCGGGAAAGGAGGGCAGGGUUGACUUGGAGACCCUUUCGGCACAAGCCUCGUUGCAGGUGGAAACAGAACCCACCCGAAUCGUCUACUGCUACCUCGGGAUCGCUGAGGUCAGGACUCUGCAGCAAUGCUUAUUUCUACAUUUCCAAGCCAAUACCAAAACCUUCAGCAAAGAUUGGGUUGGUAUUAAUGGGUUUCUGUCUCAGAACUGCAUUGUGGAUCCUGGCGUCUCCCCCAAAUCUAUCUACAUCAAGUUUGUGGAAGUAGAGAGGGAUUUUCUUUCCGCUGGCUCUUUAGUUGAGUGCCUGGAAAAAGCCAUCGGGUAUCCCUUAAAAUUUAACAACUGAAUGUCAUCCUUCAUAAGGAUUUGGGCUCUUACCUCUCUCCUCUCACUUCCCCUUGCCCGACUGCCCCGCCCAGAUGCUGCCGUCAGACUCUCCAUGGAAACGCGUUCCACCACUGGGCCAGCACACCUCCUAAGGAAUCACAGUGGACUCUGAGCAAACAAAACAGACCUCACCUGAACAUGCUCGUUUUGAGCAAAUGGGAUUUACAGCGAACUUGCAUGGUGGGUCAGCUGUUUCUUUUUUAAAAACAAAAAAUUUUAAAUGGAUGUUAGAGCCCUAAUAUAAACAAAUGUAGGUACAUUCCAUAUUGGACAAAACUUAUACUUUCAGUUUCAUAUGAAAUUGAAAAAUUGUAUUUUUUUCACAAUGUUUCAUUUUUACACAUCUCUAUGUCUCUAUAUAAGUAUUAUUUACAACCCUGAAUAAAUAAGCAAUAGAUAAUGGCAAGUUAAAUCUUGAGUCACAGUAAAUAAGACUGUUUUUCAAUAUCACCUUUAGCUACUAUUGUAUAUAAUUUAGAGUUUCAUUUUUUUCACCAGCCAAGUGUUUUGCUAUUCCCAAUCAGUGUUGCCUGCAACGUUUCUGUGAUGUACCCCCUUUACGGUUGUGUUGCCGUUUAAACAUUUUUUUAAAAAAUUAAAGUUAUUCCUGGCC
This is a messenger RNA of Phyllostomus hastatus (greater spear-nosed bat), 4609 nucleotides long. RefSeq names its product Myb/SANT DNA binding domain containing 2 (gene MSANTD2). NCBI's taxonomy places the organism in Eukaryota, Metazoa, Chordata, Mammalia, Chiroptera, Phyllostomidae. The transcript is spliced from 4 exons. Bases 2966 to 3955 code for a protein of 329 amino acids. The record is from RefSeq and is a predicted model, not a curated record.